CACGCCACAAGGAGUAACCUACAUUAACUUUGUUUGUAAAUAUUGUUUACGUCAAGAUAUCGAAUAAAUCAAGAUAAUCUGCAAAUGUUCAGAUAUACUUAGCCGGAAAGAUGAUUUUGAGCACAAUAAUGGCGAUAACGCUUUGGAUAUGCAAUGGAUCUAGCAAUUGAUGUUCGGUCUUAUUUUGUAUCAGCCAUUGCUGAUAUAUUUGGAUUUUGUAUUUUUGCUAGUUUUAGCAUUGCUAAUGGAUCAGCUCGUACGAUUCGCAAUAUUUGUAGCAUAUUUGCUCUUACUUUAUUCAAUAUUACAUGAAUCUUUGAGCCAGUCACGUUUUGCAAUCAUUGGCAAACAAUUUAUGACUAAGUUAAAUAACAGUAUUCAACAUUAUGAACCAGAAAUUAUACAUUAUAACCAGAGACAACUUCAUCCUCUAACGAAUGGCCAGCAUUAUCCCAUUUUACUAGAGAAUCAAACUCGCUAUGUUGGUGAAGAUGCUAGAUUUGUAUGUGAAGAUACCGUCUUGGGAUAUAACACAUCCGUUCCACAUAUCAACCAGGUGUUGUGGUACAAAGAUGGCAAGCUUCUUAAGCCCAGCGAUCGGCAUCGCAUCAGAUGGAGCUUUAAUCCCGUUAACCAAAGUGAGGUUCAAGCAGGUGAAAACAAACGUUUUAAGAUUAUCAGCGUCUUGGAAAUAAUGUUAAUCCAAGAUGAAGAUUAUGGAGUUUACAACUGCCAUGUUUCUAAAAGAACAGACUACCAUAUAGUUCCAAACAGACAACCAAAUGAUCAGGGGGGGACGAAGAAAAGACCUAAAUGUACUUUUAAGAAAAGACCGAAGACAAGCAAUAAAUGCUAUUGCAAGUGUUCUUUUUCCCCAUCUGAGAGAAAAUGGAAAAUUAGUUUUGAAGAGAUGGAACACAUGUUCUUUAGGUAUAAUGGUAUGGUGUGGACUGCUGAAUUCCGUCUUAUUAAGGAAAAAACAAAAAAUAUGACCAUUUUUGUUGCACCGGGAACGUUUGUUUCAGUAGGAACCUACUACAGACAUUUGGGCAUGAAAGACGACAUAUCCAUGCGUUAUACUAUUAAAGGCGUGGCUCCAACGAACAAAAUAUUAGGCUGUUCCAUUUUCGUACUGCUGUACUUUAUUUUCAUAAAGGGUGGCAAAAUAAAUUCAUUAUUGUCGGUGAUCAAUUUAUAUGAACUUUUGGUAUUCAAUCUGAAUGUUACUGAUCCAUAUGAAAAUCAAUGGAAGAGUAAAUUUUCCGUUAUGAAUCAAUGCAUCUCACCUAAUUUAUAUGGCAAACACGAUAUCGUAAUUACGCGUUCUUAUUUUAACGAAAGUGAUAAUGCAACGUCUGAUUAUGAAUAUAGCUUUCCGAUAAAAUUAGAUUUUAAGCCACAAAUAUCAAAUCUUUUUGAUUUUUAUGGGGCUGACCAAUCAUCUCAGAUUUUUGAUCUUGAUUGUUGGUUUUCAGGAGUUCAGAACACUUCAGCUAUUUGCAGAACUGUCUAUACCCUUAUCGAAACCUUAGCAGAUAAUGUAAAGUACUUGGACUAUUUUUUCUUUGGAAUAACAAUGGUAGUUUUACUGAUUUUAAGUUUAUUCAUACAUACCGCCUACAAGAUAAUACUGUGUAUUUUGAAUCCAGUGCGAAAAGUGGUGCCUAUUGAGAACUUUGCCGAUAUUCCUAUAGAAACAUGUAUAAAAUAUCAUGCGUAUCUUUCAUAUAGUGAGAGUGAUAGGGUGUUUGUUAGAGAAAAGCUUUUCCCAAUAAUGAAACAAAUGGAUAUGACUUAUUUUGACCCAAAUACGAACAUAACGCCCGGCACUCCAGUUAACCCUAAUCUGGGAACAGCUAUUACCCAGAGUUCUCUUUUCAUUGUGGUAGCAUCGAAUGAAUAUACUCAAAAUAUUGCUCUAAAUGAAUUUGAAAUGAAUUUAAUUUUACAUAAAGCUAAACCAAACAAACUCCUCAUUAUCAAAAAGGAUGAAUGCCACAUCUCUGAUAUAUUUGGAGAAAUAUAUAAAUUAUUAAACUGGACGAAUGAAAAGAGUGAUAAAAAAUAUCAAGCUUUAUUUACAGAAUGGGUUUAUUCAAAUCUUCCAGUGCAACCAAAUUACUAUUUCGAAACAGUAGUUUGCUUUAUAAUGAUAUCUGUAAUUGUCUUUGUAAAGUUUGAUCUUUACUCAUAUUUAAAUUGACUAACUGUUAUAUUACCAAAAAAAUCGAUAGUAAUAAUAUAUUUAAUGUUGUGGAUCCCUUUAAGUGAGCACCUUGAUAUCUGCAGCAAAGGCGAGUUCAAAAUAUACCCUUUCUUUAAGAUGCCGUAUUCAGACCCCAUAAAAAUGAGAUUGAAGGAACAAUAUUUAAUUGACAAAUUUAAACCCAAAUUAAACAUUUCAUAUAUAAACAUAUAUAUAAUUAUAUUUUAUUUGAACUUCCAUAUGGUGCAAUAGUUUGAACUGAUGGGCGUAUAUUUAGGAUUUGUCAGAUUAGUUCCUCCUAUACUGCUCAUAUAUGUAUAUAUAUGUAUAAUGUUGGAAUAUUUUGAACUGCUGAGCGUGAACCAAAAUUAGGCCGUUUUGUCUGUUAAGCCAUAUUGUUCAUAUAUUUAUAUUAAUUGUUGUAAAAUAACGCUGUCGUUGUAGUCUUCCAUAAGGUAAUGAAUUGUAUUCAAAUGCAUGCUUUAUAUCACGUCACUUGAUUCUAUAACUAUGCGAUGGAUAUGCAUCAGGUCCGUACCCAGCUUGCUGGCAGCGGAGGAGCUGUUAACUUUUUAGGGGUGGGGGUUCUCAGAAAAUUUUGAAAAUUAGACAACCGCAAACGAGUUUUCCAGCUCGGAAUAUCGUUCUCUAGUCGAGCCCUGAAUAAUGAACACAGUGACACGGGUCCCACGAUAGUGGGCCAUUGGGCAAGUCAGUACAAAAUAUAGGGUCGAUAUCAGAGCAUAACCAAUAAUAUACUAUUCAAAAAAAGUAGGGGAUAUUUGAUUUUUAAGUGUUAUUAAAGUCACCUAAUGAAACUGACGAAGAAACAAAUGACAAAAUGAAAUGAAGUUCACAUUCAUCGAUUUAUUCCAAAUGAUCGUUAGACUAAGUAAGGCACAGACUGACCAUUAUAAGGGUAAAAUGAUACCCGGGGUCAAACAGCAAAGUUACCACAGCAUCACAACCAAGUCAGUAACGGGUAAAUCCUCCUCUGUUUGCCAAACAAGCAUUGAUCCGACGUGGCAUACUCCUAAUGAGACGUCUAAGGUCAUUUUGGUCCAGAUUGUCCCAUUCCUGUUGCAACGCAGCAGAAAGUUCUUGGACAUUGGCAGGACGUUGUUGACGUUGACGUAACCUCUGUCCAAGCAUGUCCCAGACAUGCUCGAUGGGGGAGAGGUCGGGACUCAGUGCUGGCCAAGGUAAUGUGGUGAUGUUCUGUUGUUGGAGGUAACCUGUAACGUUUCUGGCCCUGUGACAUCUUGCGUUAUCAUCCUGGAAGAUGAAACGGCGGCCAUGACUUCGUGCGAACGGCACAACAUGGACUGCCAAGAUGUUGUCCCGGUAGUACUGGCCUGUAACACGCCCUGCAACAACAUGUAAAGCCGUUCUUCCAGCAACAGUGAUGCCUCCCCACACCAUAACAGAACCACCCCCAAAUCGAUCAUGUCUGAUGACGUUAACGUCUUGGAAGCGCUCGUUUCGACGACGCCACACCCUCCUACGUCUGUCCAAAAAAUCAACAGUGAACCUUGACUCAUCUGAAAACAUCACAUUGCUCCAGCGUCGAUUAUCCCAGUGUUGACGAUCCCUACACCAACGACGUCUUGCCUGAAUGUGAUGAUCUCUCAAACAAGGGAUCACGCGAGGACGUCGGGCGCGAAGGUGACCCCUAUGCAGUCGAUUCCGAAUCGUCUGGCCACUCACUCUCACACCAGUGUCUGUUUGAAGACGAGCGCUGGUCUGAUUUGCUGUGAUGACACGAUUUCUCAAGGCCAAGGUACGGAUAAAUCGAUCCUGGGCUUGAGUUGUCGCCCUUGGUCGACCUGGGCGAGGUCUGUCCUGUACAGAUUGUGUAUCACGGUAUCUGGACCAUAGCCUGCUUAUGACAGACUGAGAAACAUUCAUCGUCCGCGCCACAACCGCCUGUGUUGUGCCGAUCUGUAGCAUGCCAAGGGCACGUAACCUUUCAUUUUGGGUAAGCCGACGCAUAUCAAAAUUUGUUUUCUGGUCACUAAAACAAUUAAACUGAUGUUUCCACCCUGGAAUUCAAUGCCACAAUGACUGUAACAUUCAAAAUCAGAGUCGUGCAAAUCUUGGGUUGGACCCCCAUGAUGAUCCCAAGCAUCACCUGCAUUCCAUGCGGUAGCUAUUGGUGCGUUUGGGCGUCACAUGUAACUGGAAAUGUUUCUUCUGUUAGGUUCUAUAGUGACUUUUUUCGUCGUCAUUUGCAUAUUUUAGUAUUAUGCCCCCAAAAUCAAAUAUCCCCUACUUUUUUUGAAUAGUAUAUGUAAUGUAUACAUCAUCUUUAUUAUGUCCCUGCCUCCGUAAGCCUGAGACCCUGAGGGGCAAGGAUGGACUGUGCGGUUGAGGGCCCACCUGCCAGAGGGUCUAAGGGGGCAUUUUUCCCAAGGGGCUCCAACUGACCCCCGUCCCUAGUGAGACUGGGUGCCAGGUGCCACGUCCCCAAAUCAAUAUUCCACUUGAUUAAAUUUAACUGCUGUCUAUUAGAAACAUAGGUAUUUUUAGAACUAUGGUCGACAACAUUUUUUUGGGUGGGGGUGGGGGGUGGGGCUUGCUCCUAACUGGUUAUGGGUGUGAUAUGUAUAAUAAUAACAUUGUUCAU
Patella vulgata (common limpet) is the source of this 4832-nucleotide messenger RNA. RefSeq lists its product as uncharacterized. Gene Ontology annotation, biological process: signal transduction. The record is from RefSeq and is a predicted model, not a curated record. The transcript has 2 exons. The coding region runs from base 170 to 2203 and encodes 677 amino acids. NCBI's taxonomy places the organism in Eukaryota, Metazoa, Mollusca, Gastropoda, Patellidae.